UGACAAAGAAGAGGAAGGAAGUUGUUUUCACGAGUCACAACUGUCAGUGCCGACGCCGAUCAGAACGCGGGCAGAUUUGACGAUGAGAAAUUGAGAAUUUAGAGCUCCUUCCAUUUCGAUUUGGUUACCUAAUUUAACUAAUUUCUCCGUACACAACUCCGUUUCCAUUUUACGGCGUUUACCGCCAUGGAAGCCACCGACGACGCAGAAUCCCCCACACCAAUUGCCUCCCCAAAGUUAGCUGUUAACUGGGGUACAACAACUGUUAUUGGAAUAUUUACUGGCAUGUUAUAGGCGGUAGCAAGGAGGCAUGCUUCUGUUAGGAUUUAUUUUCCUUGAAAAACUACUUGUAUAUAACGCUAAGCUACCUUCCAUAAUAUGAGCAAGGACGCAGAAGUGACAUUGAAGCUUGGAAGUACAGAAGACAAACGUGAGCAAUAUCGUUUGAUGAGAGAUGCUAUGGAGAAACGGUUCAUUAGGGUUACACGGGGCUCAAUAGUUGGAGGAGUACGCCUUGGAAUGUUCACUGCUGCAUUUUAUAGCUUACAAAAUUUACUUGUAGAGCAGCGAGGUGUGCAUGAUGUUUUUAAUGUUGUUGGUGCUAGUUCAGCUACUGCUUUAGCUUUUGGUUUAAUAUUGCCAGGAUCACUACGUUGGCGAGCUAGGAACAUGAUGCUAGGAUCAGUUUUGGGAGCAGCAUUUUGCUUUCCUCUUGGUUGGCUCCAUUUGAAGCUGAUAGAAAAAGCUAAUGAAGGGAAUCAAGCUGCAAAUGAAAACUUAGAUAAGAGAGACAUAAAAAGUGGUGUUAGUGCUGCAAUCAAAAGGCUUGAAAGCAAUUUACAGAAAUGAAAGCUAUUUGGCUCCACAGAGGCAUGCCUUCUUGUUUCUAUUUUUCAGGGUGGUCAAGUAAUCAUGCAAUGGAGGAUGUGACACCACUGGGAAUGGCAUUGAUGUCCACUUAAUAGGAGAAAAAGUUGUAUUAAUUAAAUAAUUUUGUUGACCAAGUUGAGUCACACAGUUCUUCCAUAUGAAAUUAUGAUGCCAUUAUUAGUUUGUUAUUAUGUUUUUAGUCUUGUUAUUAUGACUUAUGAGGCUAUUGUGGUAUGAAUAUCGUCUGUUGCAGUGCCAAUAGUAUCUUG
Molecule: messenger RNA, 1139 nt
Organism: Arachis ipaensis
Lineage: Eukaryota; Viridiplantae; Streptophyta; Magnoliopsida; Fabales; Fabaceae
Source: RefSeq, a predicted model, not a curated record